Molecule: messenger RNA, 2947 nt
Organism: Boleophthalmus pectinirostris (great blue-spotted mudskipper)
Lineage: Eukaryota; Metazoa; Chordata; Actinopteri; Gobiiformes; Gobiidae
Product: myogenesis-regulating glycosidase-like
Exons: 6
Coding region: 162-2228 (688 amino acids)
Biological process (GO): carbohydrate metabolic process; skeletal muscle fiber development
Molecular function (GO): hydrolase activity, hydrolyzing O-glycosyl compounds
Source: RefSeq, a predicted model, not a curated record
UUUUUCUCGCAGGCUUUCUGGCAGUGGCUGGUUGUGCGCAGGACAAAACUGGGCAAAGUCAGGUGCAGACUGCAGUGGUUGAUCUGAAAAAUAAAAUGAUGAAGAUUUGUAAACAAGGUCACAUGGUUUAUGUCAAGAAGAACUAAAAAUUCAUCUGCAGGAUGUAUCAGAUUGUCCCAGUGGCUCCCGGGGAGCCGCAGUUGGAUGGUUCACCUCUGAAGAAAAAGCCCAAGUAUGAAGGCCGUCCAAUGGUGCUGGCCGGGUUGUUGGGGUGUGUGCUGGUGCUGGCGGCUGUAGUUGCCUGGUGUUACUACUCAGCCUCUUUGCGAAAGGCCCAGAUGCUGAACACUGAGCUACUGGAGCUGAACAGAGAUGGCUUCAUCAUUCGUAACCAAUUGGGGGCUGUUAUCUUUACUAUGGCAUUCAGGUCUGGCACGCUGGAUUUGGAUUCAUGCUCAAAAGAGAAAAAUAUUCUGAGAUGCACUCAUUCAAACUCUGGAAAGCUGAACUUUUUUAUACAGACCAUUCGACCCAAAGACACAGUGACAUGCUACCGUGUGCGGUGGGAGGAGCUAGAAGACAAAACACUUGUAGAACAUGCCAUGAGCUGUAAUGCCUCUCAUUGGUACGGAGGGGCAGAGCUGGCAACACAACACUGGCCCAUAAAGAUCCAAGGUGAGGUGGAACCACGGCCCUUCAUCACAAGCGACGUAUACUCGAACAGAGAUUCUUUUGGAGGGAUUUUGGAACGUUACUGGCUUUCCUCAAAUGCAACAGCCAUCAAGAUCAAUGAUUCUGUCCCGUUUCACUUGGGCUGGUCGGAGCAGGACAGAACCCUGCGGUUUCAGGCACAAUACCUGAAGUCUCCGUUCAGACCAGAGGAGGGGCAGCAGGCUGUGCCAGAGCUCAGCUACAGAGUGUGUGUGGGCUCUGAUGUCACCUCUAUCCAUAAAAUUAUGGUACGAAGAUAUUUUCCAAAACCUAUUAAAGUCCCAUCUCCUGAACUGUUCAGGCACCCUGUGUGGUCCACGUGGGCUAUCCACAAGUCCGCCAUCAGUCAGGAGAAACUUCUUCAGUUUGCAUCAGACAUCUCUAAGCACGGAUUUGCAUCUUCACAUUUGGAGCUUGAUGACCGUUACACAGUUGACUAUGGCGAGUUUGACUUCGACCCUCAAAAGUUCCCCAAUGCUACUGGCAUGUUUGACAAACUCAGAGCAGACGGGUUUAAGGUGUCACUGUGGACUCACCCUUUUAUCAAUUAUGAUUCUAUAAAUUUUGGCACUGCUGUGGAAAAAGGGUUAUUUGUACGGGAGCCUGGAGGAGAACUUCCUGCCCUAGUUCGUUGGUGGAAUGGCAUUGGAGGGAUUUUGGACUUUACUAACCCAGAGACCCGUGAGUGGUACUCCUCACACCUUCAUACACUUAAAAAUCGCUAUGAUAUUACUUCUUUUAAGUUUGAUGCGGGGGAAACAAGCUAUCUUCCACGUCAGUUUAGCACACUGGUCCCACUGUCUGACCCCUCGACCUUUACCCGGCGUUACAGUGAGAUGGCAUUACCUUUCAAUGAGCGAGCUGAGCUGCGUGUGGGUUAUCAGAGUCAGAACAUCUCCUGCUUCUUCAGGAUCAUCGACAGAGAUUCAGUGUGGGGUUAUGAGCUCGGGCUCAAAUCCAUCAUUCCCACUGUUUUAACUAUCAGCAUUCUUGGAUACCAGUUUGUUUUGCCUGAUAUGAUUGGAGGGAAUGCCUAUCCGAACCGCACUGCAGGUGUGGGUGGUCUUCCCGACAGAGAACUCUACAUCAGAUGGCUGGAACUGUCUGCUUUCAUGCCAGCUAUGCAAUUUUCUAUUCCACCUUGGGCAUAUGACAAAUCGGUAGUGGAAAUAGCACAUAAGUUCACCAAUCUCCACAAGGAACUGGUGGCCCCGAGAGUGUUGGAAUUGGCAGGGGAGGUUCUUGACACAGGGGACCCGAUUAUAAGGCCUUUGUGGUGGAUUGCCAAUGAUGAUGAAGCUGCCUACAAGAUUGAUUCCCAGUUCCUGAUUGGAGAUGAUUUAAUGGUGGCUCCUGUGCUUGAGCCGGGAAAGCAAGAAAGGGACAUCUACCUGCCAGCUGGAAGCUGGCGAAGCUACAAGGGUGAGCUCUUUGACAAAGGUCCUAUUUACCUCACAGACUAUCCUGUGGACCUAGACGAGGUGGCCUAUUUUACAUGGGUGCAAGUAACUGAGUGACUGCACAAACAUGGAUUAUUAUUAUUUAAGACAUUCAGUAUAAUGAAUUAUACCUAAGACAUUAUUUAAGACAUUCAGUAUAAUCUUGCCCUCAAUUUCUUUACAUGAAAAUAGAAUGCGAUUUUGAAAAUGAUUUGGGUGAUUAUUAAUUCUGUUAAUGCAUUUUUGUUUGUUUCAGUCAUUUGCUGAUUCAUUUGAGUCAAAGCUAAUUAGUCUUUUUAAUUUUAAUUCCCUUGUGCCUUUCACAUUCUUCCAUCCAAUUCAUAUUAUACUAUUCUAUACCUUCUAUCUUAUACAACCUAUUAAUAUCUUAUGUGGUCACUUGUGACUUGAGUACUCUGUUAAUUGUAGUAAGUCCCAACUGAAGCCAUAUUAGAUUUGUGCCUGCAAUGGAUAAAUGUCUUCCAAGGAUCUUUAUUCAGUUUAAACAUGCAUUAUGUAAUAUUGCCUACACUAUUCUAACAUGAAUAACUAUUUUUGAAAAGGGAAUUAGAAAUUACAUUUAUUUUGCCUCUUACACUCACUACUGAAUUAUUUGUUAAACUUGCCAUAUUACCAUCUGCCAUCCAUUCCUGCCUUAUAUCUUGAAAUAAGAGAAUGUAAUAUUUUAUGUAACUCUGGCUGUGCCAAAUCAAAGUUGUAAAUACACGUUGUACAUUACAUUUGUUACCUUAAGUGGAACACUGGAAAUAAAAUCACCUGUUUAAUUCCAUGGUAAA